AUGUCUAAACGCCCAGUGCGCUCACAUACGAUUUCUAAAUCAUGCAAGAUACAACCUAAUACUCAGGUUACACUUGAACGGGUAAUAGGUUUUACGUUGAACAAUAACUGCGCAGUUGCAUUCUCUGAUAAAACUGGUCUUAUUGCUCAUGCUGCUGGGUGUGUGACAGUUCUUCAUUCAUUUGAAAAUGAACGACAACAAUUUAUACAAAGUCAAAGUCGUAAAGCCAUUACAGCAGUGGAUUUUAGUUCAGAUGGAAAAUAUUUAGCCACAGGAGAAUCAGGUCAUCAGCCAAUGGUUCGACUAUGGAGUGUGUCAGAUCAUUGUCAGUUAGCUGAAUUCGGUGGUCAUCAUUUUCGUGUCGUAGCUGUACGUUUCAGCCCGAACGAUCAAUAUUUAGUUAGCGUUGGUAGUCAAGAAGAUCAUACUCUGUAUGUAUGGGAUAGACAGAGUGGACAACGAGUAGCCAGUGCAAAAGUUACAAGUCGGAUCUAUGGAAUUGCUUUCAGUCCAAUGGGACAAUUUUUUGUUACAGUUGGUGUACGUUAUGUUCGUUUUUGGUAUUUAGAAAAUAAACGCAGUAAAAUUCGUGAAACUCUACCACUUCAUGGAAGAAAUGCUAUCUUAGGCGAUAUGUUCAACAGUGUAUUUACUGAUGUAUGCUGUGUUAAUUCGUCGUCGUCGUUGUCUUCUUCUUCGCCUACUUUGUCUUCCUCUAAUCCCGGUUCUACUCAAAUUCAUUCUGCUAAAUUGAAAUCUACAGCAGGAGGCGAAGGAAAAGAUCGUGAAGAUGUAACAAAUAAUAACAGUGGUAAAAUUGCAUCAGCAUCAUCAUCACCGUCUCCAGGUAUCGGCUCUACAACAACAUCAACCACAACAUCUAAUACUUUGACAUUAGUCGUAAAUACAGCUGGUCGUUUAAUACAAUUUAAUGGUCAAAGAGAUCUAGACAAAUGGGUUGAUUUAAAAACUUCUAGAGCAAACUGUAUUUCAACAAGUGGUUCAUGGGUAACUGUUGGUUGUACCACCGGUGUUUGUCUAUUAUUUGAAGCUGAAAGUUUGCAAUUUAUAGCUAAACUUCCUUUACCUCAUUCGUUGGGUUCCAGUUUACAUCUUCUUCCAGAUGUUAUUUCAAGUGGGAUGAAUGUAAAUGAACCCAUUUACCCUGAUAUUAUUGCAAUUAAAUUGGAUUGCAUACGUAAUCGUAUAAUUUGUUUUUAUAAUGAUCAUAGCAUUCAUGUUUGGGAUAUACAUGACUUAACAACGAUCAAUAAAUGUCGAUCGCAUUAUUACCAUAGUCGAGGUAUUUGGUCAGUGGAUUGUUUACCGGAACAAUGGCGACAGAAUAAUAACAUCGAUAACAAUAAUAAUACGAUUCCAUUAAAUCAUUUACAAUCUUGGUGGUCGAAUGAUAUGUUUGUCACAUGUUCUGAUGAUGGAACUAUUCGAUUUUGGAAUCUUCUUGGAAAUUGUCAGUCGACAACAAAUAAUGUUACCGAUAAUGGAAUUAGAUUGUCAACAAGUGUCCCAGUCAAUUCAGAAUUUAUAGGAUCUACAACGUUCGAAUGUACAGAACAACUUGCUGGCAUUAUAUACACUGAUCCAAGUCACAAAUAUCUAUGUACUAUUGAUCGUUCUUCAAUUGAAAUUACCUUGUCUAAAUUAGAAGGUGGGAUAGGUCUGUUAGGUGGACCAGGUUUUGUACCUGGUACAAAUGACCUGGGACAAAUUGAUUCUGCACUUCAAUCACCUGCAUCACCAUCACGUCCAUCAAUCAGUGAACAUUGUCAGUUGAUUUCUAGUUUAACGUCUUCACUUAAUACUGUUGGUGCUAGUAAUAUUACUAAUACUAAUAGUAGUAACUGUGCUACUGCUACUACCAAUAUCGGACCAACUUGUGUUCGUACCAUUUGUAUAAGUCCUGAUGGUCGUCAUCUAGCAGCUGGUGAUCGUGAUGGUAGUCUACGAGUUUACUCUUUGGAGACAUUAAAAUUAUGUUAUCAGAUACCUGCUCAUGACAAUGAAAUUCUAUCGUUGAAUUUCUUUCAAUCAUAUUCAGUUCCUCAACUUUUAUUGUUAUGCUCUGCAUCACGUGAUCGUAUGAUUCAUAUAUUUGAUCCGAAUAAAGAAUAUUCUCGUGUACAAACAAUAUCUGAUCAUUCGGGUGCUAUAUUUUCUGCAAAAAUCAUUGAAACAGAUGAUGGUGAAAUUCGUUUAAUCUCUUGUGGUAUGGAUAAAUCAUUAUUAUUUAGAAUACUUGAACCUGAUGAAUCUGGUCAAACAGCACAUUUCGCACUUGAACACCAUCUAGUUGGACGUCAUUCCCAAUUAGAUGCUGCUAUUACACCAAUGUUACCUAGUUCAAUAGAAAGUCGAAUGAAUUCCACUAAUCGUAAACGUUAUCUAGCUGUUGCAUGUCAAGAUAGAAGGUUACGAAUUUAUAAUGUUGUCACUGCACGUCCUGUACGAUGUUAUCGUGGAAGUUAUACUGAAGAUGGUUUUCUAGUUCGUUGUUCAAUUGACCCAACUGGAUCGCUGAUUGCAACUUCAGGUUCAGAUAAACAGUUGAAUUUAUUUCAUUUACUCACGGGUGAAUCAAUUGCUACAUUAUACGGUCAUUCAGAAUUGUGUUUAGGCUUAAAAUUUCUACCUAAUCUACGUUAUUUAAUAUCGGUUAGCGCUGAUAGUUGUAUAUUUGUUUGGCGUUUAUCAACAAAUUUAGCACAAUAUUUACAUGAACGUAUCACUACAUCAAGUAUGUUGAAAAAUAUAUUAGGCAAUUCGAUUAGUUAUCCUCAAUUAGACGGAAUUCCAUUAGAAAUAACAAAUGCAAGACUAAAAACUGGUAGAGAAGAUAAUAAUGAUUUGUUUAAUAUUAAUCGUUCCGAUUAUUAUCAUAUUCAUAAUGAUGAUAAUGAUAAUAUUGAUGUUGAUACAAAUCGAAAUAUAACAUCUCGAAAAUAUACUAGUAAACACAGCAACAGUAAUAAUAAUAGUGAUGAUGUUCUAAAUGAUUGUAACAGUAUGUUAUACAGCAGUGAAAUGAAUGAAUAUGAGAAUGAUGUUGACGAUGAUAAUGAUCUCGAUAACUAUGGUGAUGAUGAUGACGAUGUAACAUCAUUUAGUCAAACAAUGCCUCCAUCUGAAUGGAAUGAAUCACUUGCAGAAUAUGAUAAAAUUGAAAACUUGGAUAAUGAUGAUGAGAAUGCCGAUGAUGAUAUUGGUGGUGGUAAUGCUGACGAUGAUGAUAAUCAUGGUGAAGAUAGUGAAUUUGAUGCGUUUCCUUUAGAUGAUGUAUUAUCAGUUAAUGUUACAAAUCCUGUUACUAUCCAAAUGAAUCAUUUGAUGAAUAAGCAUAUUGUAACGAAACAUAAAUCUAUUGUCGAUGAGAACAAUUCACCUAAUUGGUGUAGCAAUAAUAAUAAAAAUAUUUUGUCUGCCAAUCACUUGAUUAAAGCUCAAGUUUCCGCUACCACUGCUACUAUUUGUAAUAGUAGUAGUAGUACAGUUACAAAUUCUGUCAAUCAAAAUAAUAAUGGCAGUAGUAGUAGUAAUCGUAGUGGAGGAAAGAAGCCGGAAUUCUAUUUUAGUGUUAGCGCACUUCCGGCUUGGGCGCGGAGAAAGCUGAGUCGUCGUGAAUCAGUGACCAUUGUCCCAACCUCUUUGACACAGGUUUUGAAUAGUGAGUUUGAUGUGAAUGGAUCGGAUUCAGCUAGUCAAACCUCUGUAGUAAGUGGUCCAAUAUUGCCUGUAUCGACUAGUGGUUCCUGUUCCCAUGAAACAGUACCUAACUAUGUUUAUCCAUUGUCGUCAUCAGUCACAGCAACAAAGAGAAGAUCAAAAUAUACUCGUGUUCGCUGCAAAACAUCAACUGAAGACAUUUCUGAAAAAGAUAUAUUAACACCAGUGUCUAGUACUACCACUACUACUGUUGUAUCAUUAUCUGUUUCCCAAUCGACAAUCUCAACCAAUAACCAUAAUCAUACACUUUAUUCACAAAUGUCUCGAUCAGAAUACAACACUAGAGAAUAUUUUAAUUUUAAUCAGAAUGAUGAAAUCAAUUGUAAUGAACAAAUAACUCAUGAAAGAAAAAACAAUUGGUUUACACGUGCUGUUUCUGCUCCGGAUACACCUCGUUCUUGGAAAAAAGAUGUUUAUAGCGUAGAUAAUAAACGAAAUAUGAUAACAACAACACCAGUGACAUCAGGAACAACGACUACUACAACUAUAAGAACACGGAAGAUAAUUGACAGUUCUGUAAAAAAACUUUGUCCUACUCAAAAGACUGUGGAAACAUCUUUCAUCAAUCGAGUCGCUGCUCAAAAUAGACCUAAGGAUUUGGCUUUAGAACAAUUCACACCACCAACACAUACCUAUGAAGUUUGUGCUAAUCGACUAAUAAUGAAUGAGUCGAUUACUGGUGGAGAUUGUCCGAACGCAUUGCCAUUAUUUAACAGACCUAAAAAUAAAUCAUCUCAACAACGAUCUUAUUCAGCUACGCAACUAAUUCCUUCAAGUUCUCCUAAACAACACAAUCCUCCUCCUUCUACAAUUGUUGAUGAUUCUGUCAAUCUAUAUUCAACAAAUAGUUUACAUCAUUUUCUUGAUGAUACAAAUACAAUUCAUGCUUUGAAUUACAAUUAUGGUGAUCGUUGUCAACAGCGUAAUCAGUCGAAGGAUUUGCGUGCAUCUGUGGAUAUAACUUCAAAGGCUUUAUUGAUGUCAUCAAUAUCAUCAUCAAAUUAUCAUGAUUCAAAGAAUCGUUUGCCUGCUGUCAAAAAAUAUUCUUCACAAUACCUUACCACUAUGCAAGAGACAAACUGUCGAAUGAACAGUGAAUCUGUGCCCAAGAGCUCAACACAUACUCCAAACUCAACUUCGUCUCAAUUUCAAUCAGACGAUUUAAAUUCAUGUAGAUCAGCUGUCGAAUCACUUCAUGCUCUUCGUGUAGCCUUAGAUUUGGCUAUUAGUCGAUUAACUAAAUUAUCUUGUUAUAAUCAUAAAAGUGAAGAACAUACAAAUCUGUGUCAAAUUGUUACUGAACAACUUGAAUGGAGAUUUUCACGUUUACGUGCUAUGCUUGGUCUAUCACCAGUUUGUGUUGAAGCACCAGUGGCUCGUGUAUUAAUUGCAGAUAUUGUAGAACGCUUGAUUCCAGAGUUAAAGUCGGCUUCUUCAAUGCUAGACAAUACAGAUGCUUUAAACAACAGUACUAACGAUGACAAUGUAGAUAUUGAUAAUCCAGAUAAUCAAGUAAACAGUGAAAAUAAAUCGCAAUUCCAAAAAGCAAUGAAUUUGUCUGAUACUUCUGUGUAUAAGAUGACCGAAAUGAAUGACAAUUCAACUAUCAUCAAUCAUAAAACUGUGAAUAUUGUUAAUCGCGAUGGUUAUAUUGACAAUAAUAAUAAUAAUAAAACGAGAGAUGGGAAAAUGAGAAACGUAACUCAUUAUAAAGAACAUGAUGAUGACAAUGGUGAUAUUCAUGAAACAUUUAUGCAAGAAAAUAAGACUCUCGAAACUAGCUGAAGAAAAGUUACCAUACUUUCUGUCUUUCUAUACUUGUUUUUUUCGUUAAUUUUGUAUUCAUUGUUUUUAUUCGAGGUUUUUUUAACGAAAUAUAACAGCUCUAUUUAUGGUAUGUACAUACUACUUAUUUUUCAUUUUAGUAUUGAAUUCAAUAAACUUUUGACCAUUUGAAUUUUUCCUAAUUAUCAAAUAUUGAACAGAUGGAAACAAAC
Molecule: messenger RNA, 5738 nt
Organism: Schistosoma curassoni
Lineage: Eukaryota; Metazoa; Platyhelminthes; Trematoda; Strigeidida; Schistosomatidae
Source: the annotation of a GenBank genome assembly